Molecule: messenger RNA, 8022 nt
Organism: Xyrichtys novacula (pearly razorfish)
Lineage: Eukaryota; Metazoa; Chordata; Actinopteri; Labriformes; Labridae
Source: the annotation of a GenBank genome assembly
GCUUUCCGACAGUCCCUGAACUCAUCACGGUAGGCCCACGCCCUAUAGGGAAGGCUCUUGCAGGAGUUCCAUACUGCUUCUUCUCCUUCCCUAAACUGUGCUUGUGGUCGGCUAACUGUGCUUAUCACGGCUUUUAGUGCGACCUUGUUUACGGUGUGUAGGUUAGCAGGAAAGUUCGCACGAUAUCACGAUAACCGUCAUGUUUUGACGAACUGUAAACAUAUCGCGUGUAGAUCUGGACGACGUUUUACACGAGGCUGUUUGCGUGUGUUAUCAAUCACAACAGAAGAUGCUAGUGUUGUUGUUUCUGAGUGUCUGGGUUCCAUUUGGUGAGUCAAAGUGUCAAGUCGCAUUUCUUCAGUAUUGAUAGUAAGUUUUAGGUAGUAUUUGUCGUUAACUGUGGUAGCGGUGACUCUUGUCCAUUAGUGGUUGAAAAAAAAAGCCAAAUUACGACUAAUUGUACGAAUAACGGAAGCGUAACAUCCAUGUUUAGGCUGUAUGAGUUAAAAAAAAUACAUAAAUCAAAGGUCAUUGGGUAUGUCCACUUAAAAGAUUGUGUAUAUAUAUAUAUAUAUAUAUAUAUAUAUAUAUAUAUAUAUAUAUAUAUAUAUACAUAUAUAUUAUGGAGUAGCUCGACGCCUGUGAUAAAAAAUGAUUAGAUGGAAACAAUCCAGCUUUAAUCAUUUGAUGCAACAUAUUUCAAUCACGUAAAAGCACUGAGAAAAAAAACAAACAAACUGUGGGGAGUUUUUAACUGGCUAUGAAAAAGACUGAAAUUUACACUGAUGCUGCUAUAGCAAACAAGAACAUCAGCUACUAGACUGACUGUUUCAGGGCUGUUAUUUCAGUGCCUAAUUGUUGCAAAGGGAAAGGUGUCAGGCCAGACAAUUGACACGCUGAAGCAACAGUUUUUUUCUUUAAGUUUAAAAUAAUGUAUGUUGUUUUUCAACGAAUAUUAACAAUAAAUAAUGCACUUGACUGCUAAAACAAUGCACUAUUGUAUCAGAAAACACUUCCUACAGAAGUGCAGGAGGAGAUCAGUAAAGGCAUGACAGGUUCCUCUGUUGGCUAAGUGAGCAUCUAAAUAAGAUGUAAUAAUUUGCUAAAUAUUUGAUAUAUAUUUUUAAACUUUAUUAAAAUAAAUGGAAAAAAAAUACAGUAACAGCUUAAAAAUAACGGAAAAAUAGUUUAAGUUGUGAAUAAAUGAGGUAGCAUGCUUACUAUAACCUCUUUCAUAAUUUUAAAGAAUAUAGGUGGAAUUAUUAGAGGUGUACAUCACUUUAUCUGAUUCUUCUAUAGCUAAAAGGUAAAAUUCAAAAACCUAACAUAUCAAAGGUUUUCAUGCAAAUAAAAAUCACUUUGUAAUAAAAACAUUUUGUAUUUUUUUUUUUUUACUGUGUAUCAAGUACUUCAUUGAGGUUUACCCAUAAAACACAUGCUUUUAUUCCUUUAAAACACUUCUUGACUGCUGUACUGGCUCGAAACAACCCUCAUAUUUGUUUUCACAAGGUUGUAACCAGUAUUUGACUUCUGCUUGUUCCUGCCCUUCCCAGGCUUUUCAUAUGAGGAAUUAUACUAUGGGGACACUUUCAGGACAUGGGUGUCCAGCGGGAUUCAAACCAUUGAGCUCACCAAUAACAGAAACCCAACUGCCAAGGUCGUGUGGAACCGGGAUGACCCUUCAGCAGGCGGUGAAGACGGCAGGCUGUGGAUGGAUGGAUCCUACUUUGUGAUAGAUAGAAUAACUCAGAGAGACAGUGGACGCUACUCACUGAGAGACAAAGAUCAUAUAUUGCAGCGUUACAAGAUCCUAGAGGUCAUACGUAAGGAUGCUUCUCUUUUGUUUUUUAGUUGUUUUAUUUUCAGGUAUUUCUUUUCCAAGACAGUCUGGUGUUUUCUUAUGGACUGAAAGUUAAAUUUAGAUCUAGUACAACCUCUAAAUUUGUUCCAUUUAUGUUAUUGUCAUAGUUUAAAGGCCUUUCAAGGGUUUAGAUUGGGUUUAACAUAGAUUGUACCAAAAAGAGGUUGUGGUCAAAAAGAAGUCUGUAACUCAUUCCUGGCCACUAUCAAGAAUUCAGACUCAUUAUAGUACAAGUCAAAUGCUGCCUUAGAGUUUAGAUUUUAGUGUCAAAUUACCAGAGGCAAACACCUCACACUCUCAUGUUCAAAAAGAGUCAAUACUUUGGGGAGAAUAUCUAUCUUGUUGAAGUGUUUCCCCUUAGUGAGUACAGAAUAUGUAGUUAGUGUAGAUUCAACCUGUUAGCGUAAAUGCAUCAUGGGGCUUCAAGUUUUACUCUUGACUCUUCUGCUGAUUAUGGUUCAGGAGCCACAUUUAUAGAGUUUUCACGACCCCCCAUGUCUAUUUAGGAACAUGGAUGAAAUUCUAACAGUGAACUUACAAAAAGAAAACAACAACAGAAACACACACAAAAAAGGUGGUGCAGCAUUUUAACUGAUGUGACUUAAAAGAUAAAGAUCACUUUGAAAUUUACUGUUUUGUGUGUUUUCUCUUCCAGCACGCCAACAAAGUGAAACACGAAACCCUGGUGACUACUUCAGCAUUGAUUUCGAUGUUGAACCAGACUCCUGCAACGUAUACUAUACCUCAAACUUUCUAGAAGCAGAUGACACUAAUAUAGUUCGGCGAGGUAGGAUAGUAACUUAUUAUGCUGGUGGUUGUUCAGGAUUUGAGGCUCAAUAUAGCUGUAGGCUUGUACAUUAUGACCUUCCAAAGGCGUGCAGUGGGGUCUAUGUGGUCAGGGACAAGGAGGACAACCAGGUCAUGGAGCUCUCACUGGCGAUGGAGGGUAAGUGACACCUAUGAUUCAAAAUAUUUUCUAAUUACUUAAAUCUUACUGUGAUUUUACCUGUUUUUAGCUUUGGCUUUUAUUGUGAGACCACAGAUUCAGACAGUGUCCUAAGCUGGACAGAGAUUUCUUACUCAAACCAAAACCAAAAAAAACAGCUGAGCCAUUGGCUGUCUUUUAUUUGUAGUUGUUAUGUUCCUUUUUUUCUUUUAAAAGUGAACCUACUUGGAAAAUAGUGUAACUAUGAGUAGUUAUCAAGUUAUAAAUACCUCCAUCAUUAAUUUAUAUGUUUUUAGUUGUCUUAAAGUUGUGAAAAUUGAUCAUAAUUUUUAGGGUUGCAGCUUUCUGUUUAGUGUCCUAUUUAAAUUCCCUGUGAAACAAAAAGUGAUACACAGGAUAUUUCACAUUUUAGAUCAGGGAAGCAAUGGAGCAAGUGUUUCAUAUUUCAGAGAUAACAUGACUAAUAUAAAUUGUUCAAAUUUUUAUGCAUUCACUCACCUUCUUCUAUGCCAGACCCAUAUGAACCUGCUGUUGAUGCAACCCACAUUGGCAUUGGUGUUGGUGUUUCCCUCGGUGUACUUUGCUGCUGUACCUGUAUGAGGCGCUGCUGCUGUAAAAAGAGCUCGAAAAAGGGUGAAGCUGAGAGUCCUGAUGCUGAACCUGCUAACAGCCACCCUACGGUGACCACAUUCUUCUUUAAAGCAUACUGACCCCCUCCUAUAGAAAACAGUCAUGUAAACUCAUGUCCUGCUGUUGAAUUCAUGUGUUCUUGUCUUGCUUUUGUUUGACACAAACUGCAGUAUGACAGAGAGCCCGUCGGACCGAGGAGAGACCAGGCCAGCCAGCCUUCUGAGACAUUAUAUCCCACUCUGCCUUCUUAUAAUCAGAGUACCCCGCUGGUAAGAACACGUAUUUUAUAGAAAUAACUUUACCUCACUUGAGGACUGGCCAUCUCUAAAUGAUAAUGAGCGCCUGGACUUUUCCGUCACACGCAUCCAAAACCUGUUAAUACUGGAAAGAUAAGUCAAGACACCCAGUUGCAAUACUGAAUUUAUAGAAAUUCCAAUUUACAAUUUGGCAAGGAGUAUCUUGAUACACAGAGAAACAUAUCAACAUAAGAUUAUGGGACAGUUCUCAAUUGGAUUUGAACUCAUCUAUGAAAUUCCCAAGAGGACGAUAAAAAUGUCUGCUGAAAAAAAUCAUGAAAGCAACUUUUUUUAAAUGAAGUUAUGGUUAACGUCAGAACUUCAUUUGAAUUAAAGGGAUAUUCCGGCGUAAAAUUAAUUUAGGGUCAAACACACUGCAACACCGAGUUAGACACCCCCUUGAGAGAUGAAUGUUGCCGACUGCUUGCUUCUCUAGUUUUACCAACUUUAGUAACGACUGCAAGAUAGCAAUACACAGCGGUCUGAGGAGCCAUAAACAAACCUCAACCAAAAUGCCACUCUAUAGCCACAAAUAAUGUUCAGAACAGCACCUAACUUCAUCAACAGUACAUAUAGGGUCCCAGCCACAGCACUAACCACCAAAAAUCUUUUUAACUUUGCCUAAUUUCUUUAGCAAAGAGACUAAACACAACUCACCUACUCUCUUCCAGCAGCCGCUCGUUUGUAGUGAGACCUCAGGCCAGUCCAUUAUGGACCACAGUGGGGUGACGCAGCUCAAGGAAGAACAUUUAUGAUCAUUACUUUAUCAUUUCCUUGAAGUAAUAAUCAUCAUAUUAAUCAUUUUGUACUGCGGACGUGGUAGUUCUUCUGCCUUCGUGUCUCAGUCUGAUUGCAUUUCCUUGAAGAAAUGAUCAUAAAUGUUCUUCCUUGAGCUGAAGUCCGUAAUGGACUGGCCUGAGGUCUUGCUACAAACAAGCGGCUGCUGGAAGAGAGUAGGUGAGUUGUGUUUAGUCUCUUUGCUAAAGAAAUCAGGCAAAACUAAAAAGAUGUUUGGUGGCUAGUACUGCGACUGUGACCCUAUAUGUACUGUUGAUGAAGUUUGGUGCUGUUCUGAGCAUUAUUUGUGGUUAUAGAGUGGAGUUUUGGUUGAGGUUUGUUUAUGGCUCCUCAGACCCCUGUGUAUUGCUAUCCUGUGGUCGUUACUAAAGUUGGUAUAACUAGAGAAGCAAGCGGUCGGCCACAUUCAUCUCUCAAGGGGGUGUCUAAUUAGUGUUACAGUGUGAAAAAAAAAAAAAAAAAACUUUUUUGUUUGGCCUGAACCAAGUAGCAACAUCUGCUGUUUUAAAGUGAAGCCAAAUAAUAAUAACAGCACCCCCAUAACCGGAUACUAGAAGAUGGUUUAGGGAGACAAGAAAUCCCUGCUGUCAUCUUGAACAGCACAUUCUUCAAGCAAAAUUUAACAUGUCCACAGCUCAGUACAGUAACACAUAAGGCUGCACCUAUAGGUGUGAGGCUGGGUUGACUGACAGACAGGCACGUUUUCAAAAUGCCAGUGGGUGAUGUCACUAAGACUAUGUCCAUGUAUUACACAGUGUAUGUGGUUUUAUUUAAGAUUAUUAACUGUUUGAUUUUACUUUAGAUCAGAGGAUAAAGUUAUCAGUCAACUAGUCUACCAAAUGCAGUUCAAACAGCAAGCAUAUUUACACUCCUGCAGCUAUCUGAGGACAAAUGAAUACUGCAGUGGAGAGUCAGAUGAUUUCAGCUAAAUUUAAAAUACAAUUUGAUGCAUACAAGUGGUACACAGUAACAAGUCGGGCUGUGCAAUGGUAGUGGUUAUUGCUCAUACUUAUUCUCUUCAUGACUGACAAGUUUUAUGUCUAAUCACUUUGCAGAUACACAAUCCUCCACCUGCGGAUGUGCCGCCAGCCUACUCUGAGGUACGGCCUGAUCAGCCUGAGCAUGCACACCUUCCCUGUGGACUUAAAUGUUCUUAUCCUGAAGGUUCUAUUGACAUUUUGAGUGUUGCCUCAAAGAAGGCUUUUUUUUUCUCAAAAGGUUUAAACGUAUUUCAUGGUUGUCAGUCUUCCCCACCUCUACAUGCACAUUAGUGUGCCACAAUGUGUGUAUAUCAAGCACAUGCUUUCUUUUCUUCUGUGUGCAAAAACACUAAGAAAAACACAAAGUUACCUUUCACACCAUAUUUUGUUAUGAUGUAGUGACCUAGAUUCAUUUUCUGUUUUACUGUCCCGUUCAUCAUAGCUUAAGGAAUGUACUUUUUAGAAAACUGUUUUUUGUUCAUGAUGAUUUCUUCAAGUUGGGUGAUUCUGAAAAUUAGAGUUGUUAUUUAGAUGAGGAACCUUUUUUUAUAGCAGAUUUUGUCUGCAAAGCAGUGAAAAUGCAGAAUACAGUGUUUACAACUGAGCAGUAGAAGGAACACUCAACUUUGUGAUGACUGGUGGUGAGAUGUUGGGACACUGCUGUACUGUCUUUUGAACCCACAAGUGUUGGGCAUUCAGAUACGAUACAAUCAGUCAAUCAGCAAAGUGAAACCUCUGUCUCUUUUCCUCCAGGCCUCCCUUCCAACAGAGCGGGUUGAUGCUCCAACUUUCCCUGUCCCCUCUGAUGACCCUGGACCUCGAUUUGAACUCUCCAUCCCGUCUGCUCUGCCGCUCAGCUCAGAUUCCGAUUUCUCUCACGUUUAUACUUCAGACAAACUUAACUUUUGAGAGGACCUCUCAAAAGUUAUAGUCCAUUCUUAGCUGAAUGUAACAGUUCUUCAACAUUUUGAGUAAACAGCAGAAGAACAAAUGCAGUUAACAAAUUAAGUUACUUAUGCUGAGAGCUACACUACUGGUCAAAAGUUUUUGAUGGUAAAGGAAACUGAAUUCACGGACACCUUGACUUUCUUGGCAAUUUCUCUGUAGGAAAGACCUACAUUUUUAAGUGUUAUGAUUGUCUGUCUCUCUUCUAUCGUUAAUUGCCUUUUUCUCAUCAUUUUUAUAUUAGACUUGAGCUGCUUGAAUUUCAAUAAAAAACUUGAAAAUUAGGAUGUUCUUAAAACUUUUGACCCGUAGUGUAGGUAAGCUGUUUCCUUCUCUUUCUUGUAUCAAAGCUCAGCUAAACUAAGCAGCUGCCCACUUUACCUCAUAAGAGUGAUUUUAAACCACUAUUGAAUGUCAAAAAGGACAAAUUCAGGAUGAUUUAGCUGAUGUAGUUUCAGGAAACCUAAACCGAGAAAGACCUUUACUCCUCAAGAACCAACCAAUCUGUCCCUCUACAUUUUUCACAAUCUAUGACGGUUCAUUGUGCCAAAUAUUGUGACCGCUCUCAUAAAAUUUCAGCCUCAGGUGUCACAAGAAGAGCCAAGUUUCUGCCUAAAGCUCGUGAGCCAAAGUCAUGGCUAAGAGGACAGUUUUCAAUAAUAUGGGAACACCAAGUUCAGAAGUUGUGAGAUAUUUCCAAACUUUUCCUACCUCAGUUUGAGCCUCUGGGUUUAACAAUCUCAUUAGUUUUUUCAUAGUACUGAACUGAUUGAUGUCAGGGUGCUGUGUCAUUUAUUGCAGAGUGGGAGCACUUUCAGGGAUGAAAUAGACACCAAGUUGCCUUUACUCUGCAAAUCUCAUUUGUUCAAUUAACAGAAAUUACAUACCGGUUAUGACUGACUUUGUAGCUCUGAUAUAUUGAAAUCCUUUUUUUAAUAUGUGAUACUUGCAUUAUACUCAAUGUAGUGUAGUGUAGAUUUAAACAAAAAUUACUUCAGAUAGGGUACAUAUCCUUUGCUCACAUCAGUAUGUAGUUAAUGAAACUUAACAUAUUCCAUUGUUCACAAGAGUCACAGAUAUACAAUGUCUAAUACUAGUGCAUUAAAUAACAAAAAUGUGUCUUACUAACACAAAUUUAAGCCAUAAACUUAAAAAAAAGCUGUGUUUUCCUUCUGUUUGCAUGUCUCUUGUUCAUCCCUCACAUGUACUCCAAACACAGAGCUGCUGUUGGAGGUUUUUAUAUUUGAUAUAAGCUUGAUGUCAAAGCUGUUAUUGUAGGUUUGGUUUUAUUAACACGCUGAAUUGCAUGUUAUUAAUGGCUGUAAUACAAAUGAGACAGGAUAGUGGUCAUUUUUCCUCUCUCAGCACUGACGGGAGACCUUUGUGAGAGCAGAAUAGAAUACAAUAAAAAGAUGUUCUAGUUAAGAGGGCACUUUUACAUGCUUCUUUGUGUAUUCAGAUUGUGUGCUAUGUGCAUUAAAGCUAGUAACAGUCCACUUAACGAUGUCUGUUUGUAUUUGUUCCACUUUCUCCAUGUUUGGUGUAAUAAAACACAAUGUCCUUUUA